AUACUGUCACUUUUAUACAUUGUUUUGAUCAGUUUUAUACUCGGUAUGUCUGGAGCGGAGUCCCUUUUCACCUGGGUCUAUGGACCGCGUGGCUCAGCGCGCGGGAGCGGCGCGGCAGGACAUCACAAGCCGGAAGCUCUGCGCCCCGUGCUCUUUGUGUUCUAUACGCUGGAAACCAUCUUCAACAUGUUCUGCAUGGGGUAUCACGUCACCGGCUUUCAGGUCAUCGAGAUGCACAUGUUCGAUUGGGAUGCGGUGGCUAUCCAGUACUCCUACCUCGUGACCUUCACCUUCUUUACGAUGGUGACACUCUUGCAGAGCGUCAGUAUAUGCACGGGUAACACGCCCACCGUCAUCGUGGAGAUCUGGAAGUCCUCGGCGGCCGCCAUCGCCUUCGUCCUCAUAUCCCUGACCACCAUGUGGGAUGCGGAGCGGCAGUUUUACGUCUUCUUUCUGUCCAAGGACUUCCGAGAAAACCCCAUCACCCACUAUGUGGAGGACCUGCCGAUGCACCCGUUCUUCUACUUUCUGCGUGGACAGUCCAUCUCGUCGCUGGCCUGCGGGAUACUCUACCUGCUCCACGCCACCAUCAUGAUCGACGUGAAGUUGACCAAUGACCGGAACCAGGGCGAGAGCAAGGGUACCUACAUGCCCAUACCGCUUUUUGUGCUGGGCAAAUUCAUCCACAGGAAACUGAGCGACUACGAGUGGUUUCGCGAGUUCUGCGAAAACGAGCCCAUUUACUUGUAGAGAAACUUUUCUAUCUUGAGCCAGUGGAGUUUGGCCAAAAAAUUGUAGUUUCAUAUUUUGUAAUAACGCCCUUUCCAAAUUUUGUAAGUACUUAGAGGUAUGCUUGUUGUACAUAUACAUUUGUAUCGCUGAGUAAUGUGAUAUAUAUAUUUUAUAAAAU
This is a messenger RNA of Drosophila teissieri, 910 nucleotides long. RefSeq lists its product as uncharacterized. Bases 46 to 750 code for a protein of 234 amino acids. The transcript has a single exon. The record is from RefSeq and is a predicted model, not a curated record. NCBI's taxonomy places the organism in Eukaryota, Metazoa, Arthropoda, Insecta, Diptera, Drosophilidae.